GCGGCAGAUGUACGGAAUUGGGUUAAUGGACCUAGCCCUGAUGAUUUCACAAGCUCUGAUAUGAGCCUUAACGCAGUGAACGGUACUCGGCUGCCUAACAUACAGCCAAUACCCAGGCGUCGAGAGACGCUGAUCUCAAACAAGAAAGCCAUGGAUAUAUAUCUGGCAGGGACCACAGGCGGAUAAUAAUAAUAAAAUAUAAGCCCACUAAUAACUAUGUAAUUAGAUUUCAACAACUAAAUAAAAACAUAUCUAGAUUCUAGAACUUUCAAAUUCUGCUUAUCAGACUAAAUCAGAGCAACCAGACAUUGUGUGGGAGAGCAAUAUGUUUACGAGUGGAGUGUGUGGGUGUGGUUGCCGGGCCCUUUCCUCACGCCCAUUCUUUUACGUUUUCAAAACAGAACUGUAUGGACGCGAGCCUCGCAAGAAUAUUGAUUGCGUGCUCGUUCCGGACAGUGUCGGACGAAGCAGCGCUGGUCAUCGCCGGGAAAGUCCCACUCAGGGAGCUGGUAAGGGAGAAACAAGAAAUCCGUACCGCCGUGCAGGGCGGAAGCGAGGCGACAAAAGCCGAGCUGAAGGCUACCGCAAGGAGGAACAGCAUCAAUAGAUGGCAGGUAGAUUUCUACCUCACCCAAGCGCUUAGUGGACACGGCUGCUUUCGCAGCUACCUCAAGCGCUUCGGCCAUGAGACGGAGGACUGGUGCCCAGCGUGCGGCAACGGCAUAGUGGAGGACGCACAGCACGUCUUCUUCGAAUGCCACAGGUUUGAUCACGAGCGUCUCGGCCUGGAGGCAGAAGUAGGCGCCAGGAUCUCCACCGGGACCUUGGUGCCGACCAUUCUGGCCGAGCCAAGGGCAUGGGAAGCACGUAAACAAAGGGGGGGCGUGGGGUCUAAAUUCUCUUAUCCUUUACCAGGCCGUCAGCUUUUUGAAGACCGACUCCUGGUCUAGGCAUUACAGGCAUUUAGGUAGAAUUUUGUAACUUGUAGUUGAGGCUUGAACAACAAACAAUUCUUUUCUUUCGCUUCACAAAAAAAAAAAACGGCACAAACGAGGAGGAACGGUGGAAAGGAUAGCCUAAAAGAGAAUUGAGAUACUAUCGCAGCAUUUGAUCCUUAUGCAUAGAAUAGUCUGCCGGGACUCAGUCAUUAUACAUACACAUACAGAUACAGACAUACAGUCACAUACAGAUGUAUGUUUACAGAUGUAUGUGUGAUGUAACAGCAACAGUAGCUUUUAGCAGCCACAUUCCUCAUAUCCGAGCACAGAACGAGGCAUGUGGUCGAGCGAGUGAGAAUGAGCAUGCAUUGUCUAGCUGUUUGAGGCGGUGUGCGUUGUCCGCUUAAAACGAAUUUCGACAUUCUGGCUAUAAUAAUGAUCUAAUCUGGCCCUUAUUCGGGGAUCUGAUAGACAUGGCCAUUCUCUACGCAACUGCUUUUUAGUUUUCUCGUAUCUACAUUUACAUUUUAAAAUCACUUCUCACACCAAACGCCCUUUUAGCAGCCAUUUCCUCAUAUCCGAGCACAGAAAGAGGCAUGUGGUCGAGGGAGUGAGAAUAAGCAUACAUUGACUGGCUUCUGGAUGCGGUGUCCACUUAAAAUUAAUUUUGACAUUCUGGCUAUAAUAAUGAUCCAAUGUAGGUUUUAUUCGGGGAUCUGAUAGACAUUCUUUGCGGAACUACGGAAAUUUGUAGAUGUCGACGAUUUUCGCACCUUGUGGUGGCGGAAGGGUGCGAUAUUAUACACUUAUAACCAUUUGAUGUUACAAAUUCCAGGAUGCAAAGGCCGCUCUACCUCUUAUAGUGUACUAGGCGAAAAAGAAGACCGGCAGGUGGACAAAUAUACAUUGUUUCUUUGGUUUUUUGUUUUUAAGCGGGAAAUUGAGUCAGUAUGACCGCGGAAUAAUCUAUGAAAUAUACCACAAAGCUCUAAAAAUAUACCAAAAUAUACCU
Molecule: messenger RNA, 1950 nt
Organism: Drosophila subobscura
Lineage: Eukaryota; Metazoa; Arthropoda; Insecta; Diptera; Drosophilidae
Exons: 2
Coding region: 408-950 (180 amino acids)
Source: RefSeq, a predicted model, not a curated record